Molecule: messenger RNA, 1100 nt
Organism: Hibiscus syriacus
Lineage: Eukaryota; Viridiplantae; Streptophyta; Magnoliopsida; Malvales; Malvaceae
Product: GDSL esterase/lipase 7-like
Molecular function (GO): hydrolase activity, acting on ester bonds
Source: RefSeq, a predicted model, not a curated record
GAUUCUCAUCCGAAAAGAUGAGCAUCAGUAACUUGAUUUCGUCCAACAUACUGUUAUUCAGUUUCCAUCCAUUCUUGUUGUUAAUUCACAGCAAACCUCUCGUACAGGCUCUCUACGUGUUCGGAGAUUUGUUGCUCGACAGCGGCAACAACAGCCUCCUGCCAACCAUAGCCAAGGAUUUCCCGCCUUAGGGCCAGAAUUUCGACCAACUCUUCACCGGCGGGUUCACUAAUGGAAGAACUCUCCCUGACUUCAUAGCUGAAUUUCUUGAGCUGCCAUACCCUCCACCAUAUCUGGGUGUACAUGGAUCUAUACCAUUAACAGGCUUGAAUUAUGCAUCGUCAGCUUGUGGAAUUCUCCCUCAAACUGGAACUAUAUCUGGGAAAUGCUUGAGUUUUGGUGAACAAAUUGAUUUGUUUAAAUGGACAAUUGAAUCAAAGCUGCCUAUCCACUUUAAGAGCUCCGAGGAGCUUUAUAAGCACAUGGCGAACUCUAUAUUUAUAUUAACAAUAGGCAGCAACGACUACAUUCAAAACUAUCUAGAACCAACAUUAUUUAACACAAGCAAUGGAUAUGGUCCUCAAGCUUUUGCUCAGCUUCUUAUAUCAGUUCUCUCCAAUCAUUUUCAGAGACUAUAUAAAUUAGGAGCAAGGAUGAUAAUAAUGCACGAAAUCGGACCCCUUGGAUGCAUCCCACAUUACACCAGGAAAUAUGAACUCAUUGGAAAAUGUCAUGAAGAAACUAACCAGAUUGUCUCACAUUUUAAUCAUACGCUUCAUGAAUUGCUCAAGUCUUUAACAUCCACCCUUCAAGGCUCCAUAUUUGUACUUGAUCGAAUCAAUUCAUUAAGUUAUGAUGUCAUUACUAAUCCUUCUAAAUACGGAUAUGGUGAUGGUAGAAAUCCAUGUUGCACAACUUGGGGAAAUGGGAGUGCUGCAUGCAUUCCAUGGCUGAUAGCAUGCCCUAACCCGAAUCAACAUUUCUUCUGGGACGGUUACCAUAAUACAGAAACAGGGAAUUCGGUGGCAGCAUCCCUUUGUUUCAACAAUGCUCAAUUUUGUACUCCUUUUAGCAUUAGGGACCUCAUUCAAAUGUGAAAG